UAAGGCUCCGCGGAAAAGGUUGUGAAGAUUCAAGAUGGACUCUUAUAUAUAGUCAGCGAUGCAAACCGGGAUAUACGGUGUCUUCUUUGUUGAACACCAUGCUUGAGAGGAACUAUCUUCUGAGCCACCCAACCUAGGCAACGGAAAUCCGGUAGCCAUGGCACCGCAAACUUCGCAGGAACUCGUCAGCCUCGUCCGAGACCUUUCAGGCGCAAUAGCAGGUGUGGACUCCAAAAGAGGGUUGUCUGUAACGCAGCGCGAGCACAUUCUCCGGCUCAAUCGAGCGAUCCAGAACAAAGUGCAGCCUCCCGAGGACCACAUCAUCGCCACGGCCUUCACCAUCAACCUCAACAUCUGCAUCCGCGCGUGUAUCGAACUCGGCGUGUUCGAACUCCUCGAUUCCGCAGCCCCUAACUGGCUAUCUGCCCCUGACAUCGCAAGGGCCUUGAAUGCAGAGGAACUACUGAUAACCCGCUUCAUGCGCGGCGUCUGCGCGCUCAACUUUGCCACCGAAGUCGGGCCUGGCCGGUUCCUCGCCAACGACGUCACCCACGCACUGGUCCAGCCGCCUCUGGCAGCGGGCUUCAGCCUGAUGUUCGACAACGCCGCGCGGCCGAAGAGCAACCUGUGGUCGCACAUGGAACGCUUUCGGCAGCACGGGUACAAGAGCCCCUUCGACGCCAAGGACGGACCCUACCAGCACGCCAACGACUGCGUGGGGAUGACGACGUUUGAGCACUGGAUGACGGACCCGGCGGAGAGCGCUCGGUUCAACACCUUCAUGAAAGGGGUGAGGGGGAGUCGGCCGAAUUGGUAUACGUGGUUCGAUGUUCAGAUGCUCCUCGGAGGUGGAGGUGCGAGCGGUUGCGACGCGGAAGACGAGGUGUUCAUGGUCGACGUCGCAGGCGGGUACGGACAUGAUCUGGACGCGUUCCUGCAGCGUCACGGCGACCAAGUCCAGGGCCGGGUCAUCCUCCAGGACCUUCCGGGCGUCGUUGACGCCAUCGAGCCAGGCUCCAUCUCCAACCGGAUCGAGAUCCAGCGCCAUGACUUCUUCACGGCCCAGCCCGUCCGCGGCGCCAGGGUAUACUUUAUGCACAUGAUCAUGCACGACUGGCCUGAUGACGACUGCGUCCGGAUCCUGACGCACUUGAGGGACGCCAUGAGGAGGGACCAUUCGCAGAUCCUCAUCAACGACAUGAUUCUCCCCGACACGCAGUGUCCGCUUAUUGCAACGGGAAUGGACAUCACCAUGAUGGCGCACCAUUGCGGGGUGGAGAGAAAUGAAGACAUGUGGAGGAGCCUGAUCGCCAAAGUGGACGGGCUGGAACUGAUCAAGAUCUGGCACCCGCCGGAGGGGGAGGGGAUCCUUCAGGUCAGCAGGAAAUAACGAUUUCCGUCCCUGGGCUUUCCUCCAACAACUGGUAGGAAAAGGAGGUUCGUCGAUGUCGCCUGAAGGAGAGCAAGGAGGCCUGGGGGAUGGAAACGUUAACAUCACCUAGACCAUUGCGUCUGGUUUGUGGGUGGUGGGUGAUUCAUGGCACGCCUCUUGAGGUAAGGAAAUGCUGAUCAGGAUCCCCUGUGUUGCCGCCUGAUCUUUAUACGCACACCUACGACUGAUGAUACAGCAAUGUCUUACUAGAUAUCAGGAAGUUAAGCGAGAAGUUCGUCACAGAGUGGGGGGCCCAACCUCCCCGACGGUUCCGGAUAUCGAGGCGUGCCAUGAUAGUCCCAGGCGUCCUUACAAGUACAUACCUACAAACCUACAAAGGUCGCAAAAAGAGUCUUGUCGAUCCUUGCUUGUAUCCCGGCCCCUCUCCUCGUAGCGCGG
Molecule: messenger RNA, 1831 nt
Organism: Cladophialophora immunda
Lineage: Eukaryota; Fungi; Ascomycota; Eurotiomycetes; Chaetothyriales; Herpotrichiellaceae
Exons: 2
Coding region: 158-1390 (410 amino acids)
Molecular function (GO): O-methyltransferase activity
Source: RefSeq, a predicted model, not a curated record